GACAAAUCAUUCUCAACUCGGCCGCUGACGAUUACGCUGCUUCCUUGGUCUAUCAGUUAGCAAAUUUUCUUGCAAAGAGCCGUUUUCUUGUGUCUGCGACUAAAAUAAUCUUCUCCGACCGGCAUUUGCCAACCGUGUGUGUGCAGAGUUGCGUUGGAACUUGCAGAUCCACAGCCCCCACGAUUGUCAUUGCGCCGACAGCAUUCUCGACUCGCAAUUGCCACCGUUCUGGACCCCGCUGGCUCCUUCGCCCCAAUCCAUCUCCACCCUCCCCUGUUCGCGCAGCCCGAGAGUGCCUCAGUUGGGUCGCCUCAACGUCGGGUUCUCGCUGUUCGCCUUCAUAUUCAAGAGAGAAAAAAAGAGACUCUCUUAUAAAUAACAAGAGCCUGGCGGCCAUUUGCUAGCUGUCAGGUUUCUGCCAUCAACGCGCGGUUUUGUGCUCGCUAUUGAGGAGCCCAGGUACCUUCGAGUACCUUAACCCCGCCAUCCCAACUUACACACCCGCAACCCGGGUCUCCGACCUCCCUUCUCUGGAAGAGCCGCCAGGACUCACCAGACCCCUCGCCAACGUGCACCCGAGAAGGUUCUCGCCAGUUCAUCUGACCCGGCCGUUGCCUUUUCUGAAUUCGCGCGCCAGCCGAAUCCUUUAGGCCUGAUCCCCUAGGUCCAACGCCAGGUCGAUAAGCCCUGAAUCUUUUAUAGUCGGUCGCUGUUGGUGUUUGGUUCAUUGGUUGUUCGGUAAACCAAUUCAACACCACACACACUUCCGCCACUUUUCUCAUCAUCCCAUCUCAAACCCGCUUUCAUCCUCAGCACUCAAACCACAACAAUGGCCGCCGCCGCGCGCACCGCCCGCCUGGCCCCGCGCCUCGCCUCCAUUUCCCGCCCCGCGGUUGCCCGCGCCGGCGUCUCCUCAGUUGCCCAACGCGCUGCCUUCUCCGUCUCGGCUCGUCGCACGAAGUCCGAGGUCAUCAAGGAGACUGAGGUCCCCGUCACUGUCUACAGCCCCGACCAUAAGGGCGUUGCCUCGAGCAACUCGGACCACUUUAGCAUCCCCGUCAAGAACGGCGCUGCUUCCGCCCCCGAGGCCGCUGCCGAGGACCUGGAUGCUGUCACGCCACUGCAGGACAAGGUUUACAGGCAGAUGCCGCGCACCCUUCAGAAGAUGAGUGUUUAUGGCAAGGUUAUCAUCGUGACUGGCGGUGCCCGUGGUCUCGGUAACCAUAUGGCUCGUGCCUGUGCCGAAGCUGGCGCCAAGGCCAUCGCCAUCUUCGACGCCAACCAGGAGCUUGGAGACGAGGCUGCCGCUGAGCUGCACCAGAAGACGGGCCUCCCCGUAUCCUUCUUCAAGGUUGAUGUCCGCGACGGUAAUGCUAUCAACGCCGCCGUGCAGAACGUCGUCGACCUCUACGGUGCCCCCGACGUCCUCGUCAACUCGGCCGGCAUUGCCGACUCCAACAUCAAGGCCGAGACCUACGACCCAGCCAUGUUCCGCCGCCUGAUCGACAUCAACCUGACGGGCUCCUUCCUCAUGUCCCAGUCGGUCGGCCGCGCUAUGAUGGCUGCCGGCAAGCCCGGUUCCAUCAUUCUGGUCGCCUCCAUGUCCGGCUCCAUCGUCAACUACCCGCAGGAGCAGUCGUGCUACAACGCCUCCAAGGCCGGCGUCAUCCAGCUCGGCAAGUCGCUCGCCGCCGAAUGGGCCAAGUACAACAUCCGCGUCAACUGCAUCUCGCCCGGCUACAUGGACACGGCCCUCAACAAGGUCCCGGCCCUCGACGCCCAGAAGAAGAUCUGGAAGUCGCUCACCCCCCAGGAACGCCUCGGUGCCGUCGACGACCUGAAUGGUCUCUGCGUCUUCCUCGCCUCGGACGCUUCCGGCUUCAUGACCGGCUCUAAUGUCAUCAUCGACGGCGGCUACACGCUGUACUAAGCACUUCUUAAUUGGGAAUUACGGGAUUGCAUUCAUACCUCUGCGGGAUACCCUAUAUAGACGGCUUGCUGGAAUUGUCGGCAUUGGACAUUGGAUGGGGUGACAAUUUUCUGUCCAACGGGUUGCGGGAAGGGGGGGUAAAUGGGUGUUAUUUCGAACACGGCUCAUGAUAGCCAUGGCUUUCCUCUUUAUUUACCAUACUUUUCCGAGGUUUUUCCAUAUCUGUGGCUGGUGCCUGUUUCCUUCUGGGUUCGAGGGUUGGCGGCGUGCACACAAGACUUUUGCAAGUCAUGGUUGGGAGAGAGAGCACAAAAGUGAUCCACAUAUUCUAAUCAAGUUGGGGGCCCGACUUGAGCCUCAUGCACGUUUUUUUCUGCUCAUCCACCCAAGUGCAUGUUACCUUACCAAGUGAUCUAAUUGACUGGACUGAAUACG
Thermothelomyces thermophilus ATCC 42464 is the source of this 2365-nucleotide messenger RNA. RefSeq lists its product as uncharacterized. The coding region runs from base 830 to 1930 and encodes 366 amino acids. The record is from RefSeq and is a predicted model, not a curated record. Gene Ontology annotation, molecular function: oxidoreductase activity, acting on the CH-OH group of donors, NAD or NADP as acceptor. The transcript has 3 exons. NCBI's taxonomy places the organism in Eukaryota, Fungi, Ascomycota, Sordariomycetes, Sordariales, Chaetomiaceae.